Molecule: messenger RNA, 255 nt
Organism: Colletotrichum orchidophilum
Lineage: Eukaryota; Fungi; Ascomycota; Sordariomycetes; Glomerellales; Glomerellaceae
Exons: 1
Coding region: 1-255 (84 amino acids)
Source: RefSeq, a predicted model, not a curated record
AUGACAUAUAUUGGAGGCUGUAUUGUUUCCAACAACGGAACUGGGUGGUCUAAUUGCACGAUGCCAUACAUUGAAGCGCGGCUCAAGUCGCAAUGCGACAACCUUGGCGGAUCCACGUUACGCAACAUGAAUUCCACCACAUCACACUUUGACUUCGUUUGCGAAUGCGUGCAUGGGAACACCAAAGACUUUGUAUACGACGACAAAAUUUUCAAUGCGACCGCAACGGUCGGGAAGAAAUGUAGAAAAAGAUAG